Messenger RNA from Rhodofomes roseus, 1799 nucleotides. RefSeq lists its product as uncharacterized. Lineage: Eukaryota; Fungi; Basidiomycota; Agaricomycetes; Polyporales; Fomitopsidaceae. The coding region runs from base 215 to 1759 and encodes 514 amino acids. The transcript is spliced from 5 exons. The record is from RefSeq and is a predicted model, not a curated record.
CCCGAGUUUGAGUUUAAUAGUCUUGAUGAGCCGCGCUGCAGCUGCGCCACAACGACCACGUCUCUGUCGAACGUGACAUGCCGACUCGUACUGGCUCACGCGCCGGUUGAUUCUGAUUCAGACUACAUACCACAACUUGGGCUGCUGUGCAACUUUCCCCUUGAUCAACCUUGCGCUGCGUGUCCCGAGCCGGAAGGUCAGACUACCGGAGACGAUGGCGAAUGAGAUCGACGCCGACAUCACCUUCCGCCGCUUGAACACCGAUGUUCUUCUGCAGGUGUUCGAGCACCUACGACCUGACCGCGGCUUGCGCUCAUUGUCCAUGUCGUGCCGAUGGAUUCGACAAGAAACCGCGCCUGUGCUUUUCCGAAGUUGUUUGGUUAUCGCGGAGCGGCCCAUCUGCGCGGAACGGUUUCUGCCACCAUCCUUAUGGCCCUAUGUAUCCCAUCUGUCUUUGAGGGACGACUGUCCGGACAUGCUCGCGAUGAAAGUACGAAAACGUAGGCUCCGGUUCACCGACGACCCGUUGCUUUGCGGCACAAUGGAUCCCGUGUUCCUCAAUGCUACACUCCGAGCGAUGCCUCGCUUAUGCUCUGUCAAUCUGGCUUUUCACAGUCGAGAGAUACACGGGAUGGGAUGGGAGACUCUCUCGGCCAUCCUCUCAAUUCCGUGUCUCCGUAGUCUCACAGUCGAGCAGUUCCUUUUCAGUCCACGUCGGUCGCCAACAGAUGCGAGCCUCGGUUCUCUGGCACCACUCACUACAUUUCGAUUUGAGCAUCGCGCCAUUCGUAGAGAACUUCGUCAAUAUCCGCUCCAACAGGACGCGCUAGGCUUGGUCAUUGGACGAUUGCAACAUACUCUCGAAAACCUUCUACUCCCUAGUGAAGUUACACCCUUCAAAUCCCUAGCUGGUACUCGGUGGCCUCAACUGAAGGAACUUCAUCUGAUAGGGGAGUUCCAUCCGGACCCAGACUUUCCUGUCCCAUUCGUCACUCUUUUUGCGGGAAUGCCCAAGCUGCGCGUCUUGAAACUUGAGCUUUCUCUUCCCAUAGGUAUCGACAAACAAGUCUUGCAGCUCUGGCCAAAGACCUAUCCCGCACAAUUCCCAUGGCAAGACCUUGACAAUCUCACUAUGUCAUUCCCGUGCUGUGAUGAUCGGAUCUACUCCCACCUUCCACAGACGAUGCGGCACCUCUCAUUACGAUGCACGCCACAUCAUUGCUUCACUCCAUGGCGACGAUACUACGUCCAUUCUCCCCUCCUCUACGCGUCGGAGAUGCUGGAGAUCCUCUCGAAGGUCGACACGCCAAAUCUUGAACAUCUCGAACUCGAAUACCGCGCAGACGCUGCAGAAGACGACCUUCUGCUCUAUAUAUCGCGAAAGUUCCUCAAACUGAGAUCCCUAGAAAUACAUCGCUUCCGAUCAUCCGGUGGUAACGAUAUCACUAUUACUGACAUCGCACUGCGGGUAGCAAGGCUCCAAGACUUGCUUACGCUGCAAGCAUACCUGGAUACAGAUAUCACUGAAGGUCACCCCUUCCCGAUACUGCGGCAGAAUGCUACCAUCUUAGCGCUCAUUCUUGCACGUCCGGGUCUCAAGUUAUGGCUGUUGCAAGUAGGACACCAAUAUGACGCGAAAUGGUACCCUUUUCGUCUCGUAGCUGGGCGCACUAUCGACAUGGAAUCACAGGCCGAAGUCGAUUCUUCGGGUAGCAGUCCCGAGGGAGUGUCGGCGUAUCCUUACGAUGAUUAUUUGUAGAUCCACAAGUUUGCAUCUAUGCCACAUCUUUCCGUUCUCA